CUUUGACCCAACAGUGUACUCUUCGGUCACACGCUGAGUUCACAGUCGCUCGAUUUUAUUUGCUUUUUUUGUGAAAUUCCUCGAGGUUUCUGCGAAAAAGAAGUGUGUUGGAGACAAGAAGAGUAAAUCUGUUCACACGAAGAGGUCGGAGCCCUUCGUAUGGGCACAACACAAUCCAAGGAUUCCACUGCACAUAGAUCACUCAAUGAUCUCCAUCAGGACCACGCAGACACCAUGAAUCCAAGCGAUCAGAGGAACAUUCUCCCUCAACCCCCACCCCUGUACCCCUCUAACAAUGAUGCCUCAGUUCCACAGGGGUCAUAUGGUUCACCUAGCAUGCAGGGGAUUGCCCCAAUGGGAAGUUACUCCACUAGUUCGCAACCCUACUCCCAUAUUCCAAUCAACCCAGUUCCCGGGCCACCGUACCACAAGAUAGCACAACCUAUGAGGUCGCAGGAACCCAUCGUAUCCCAGCAGUCAAUGUACCAGCAGUACCCCCAGCAGAGUUUUGGACAGCCGACAUACUCGCAGUCGUACUCUCAGCAGUUCUAUCCACAGUCGUCGUACCAGUCGACGUUUAAUGCCCCAAUGCACAGCAUGCAGCAGUCGUACUUGCAGCCACACAUGCCGUACCAGCAAGCACAGCCUCAUUCUUCUCCACAGAAGUACGACAUGUACCAACAAUCCUACCAGCAGGACCAAACUGUAGCACUACAACAACCUCAGAUACCAAUAGCCAAGCCACAGAGUCAGAUGCCCAUACAACCACAACCACAGGUGCUUCAACCCCCAAGCCAACCUCAUUCUUACCAAGCACAACCCAUGCCACAGACUCAACCACCAACCUCAAUCUACCAACCUCCAGUCAUCGAUAACACCCGAUUACAACCUCCGAACCCUCAAAUGAACCCGCCUCAGAAACCGAGUACGCCGCCCAGCCAAGUCCAAUCAAACAAGGACCCAUCUUCUGUCAUGCCCACCCCACCAUCAGACUCGGCACCUUCAGAAACCUCUGACGUACCACCAGGCUCCCCCGAAAUCAAAAUAACAAUCAAGAAGACAUUUGAUAAGGGACGGCCACGGUUAACAUCAACUCUCGCUGGGAAGGAAGCAAGCGACAAGACAGAUGCAGUUGGAAGUGGCAGUGAAAUGUCAAAGGAAGAAGACGUGACUCAGUCUGACUCUGGAGCUGACAUCGCUUCUAGAGAUCAACCCAGCCCUACUCCACCAAAACCAAAGACAGUCGCUCAGAAGAGGGAGAACUUCAAAGUUGGAAAGGCCGCUGCUUUGCCCAAACCAACGCUCCAAGCCAACCCGCCUUCAACUUCCUUUGAUGAGAAGCCAUGUGAGUGGCUUGUGGGUGACCUUGUCUGGUCAAAGGUCACAGGUCAUCCAUGGUGGCCCUGCAUGGUGGCGUAUGAUCCUAACUUGGGUAUCUACACAAGAAUGAAAGGAGCCUAUGGGAAGAGUUAUCGCAUGUAUCACGUUCAGUUCUUUGGCGAAGUCCCAGAGAGGGGUUGGGUGAGUGGCUGCAGUAUGCGCAAAUUCACCGGCCGUAGUCAGUACGAUCAGUUAGUCCAAGAACUAGUCGCUAAAGUUAAACGAAAGGAACGCGCCAAAAUGAUGGCCAAACUUGCCUUGAAGCCAAGCCGAAAGUCUGCUUGGGAAACAUCAGUUGUGGAGUGCGAGAAAGCGUUGCCAAUGAGCAGACAUGAACGCAAACUCAAGUUCACCUUCAAGUACGAGAUUCCAAAGUCCGCCACCGGGAGCCUGUCGGCAGAACAGAUUGACGUGGUGUCGCUGGGCGAUUCUCCAAAGAUGAAGGCCAAGCGAGCUUACAAGAAACAGCAAGACAGCGAGGCAGCGGCAGCUACGACUAAAGAGGCAAGCCAAGACCCGACCCAAACCCACUCUGCUUCCAUAUCCACUCCAGACAGACAUCCCGCGGGUAGCAUGGCAUCUGAAGACAACAAUACCGCCCUCCCAGUGCCUCGGACUAAAAGAAAAUACCGCAAGAGGAAAUCCGUGGAAGAGGCCAAGCCACCUCCUGCUCAGGAAUCGCCAAGAACAAAGCGGAAACGCGGUCGGAAGUCGUUACAGUUCCUAGCGUUCUGUAGCAAGCACCUGGAGGAGUUGACGUUACAACAUCCCAAGAUGAGUAAAGCAGAGUUGAAUGCUUUACUUGAAGAGAAAUGGGAAGAUGCAACGGAAGAAGAGAAAGCUAAAUAUGGCAGCAGCCCAGCACGGUCAGCUGCCACUACUCCAAGACGAGCAAGGAAGCGUCAAGUACAAGAAGCCAGUCUUGAUUCAGAUGUGGUGGUGAAGCGAUCUCGUCGCGAGACCAAACCAUCCAAGAAACUCCAGGAAGCUGACUUGGACAAUCUGGGCUUCUCUCCUAAAAUGACCAAGUCACUCAAAUUGAAGGAUGAAGAACCCGAGAAGAAACGCAGUGGACCGGCAGACAGGCUUGCCCCCACUGCUACCCCUGAUGGUGGUGCCGCUGAUCCCGUACUAAAGAAGAAGAGACGAGGACGCAAAGCCAAGCAUCUGACCAAUGGCGACUCGGUCCUGAACAGGGUACCGGUGAAACCAGACAAGACAGGCGGAGAGACAAUUGCAACCGAGAUGUCUAAAGACUUUGCCGAGAUGCAGGAGGAUGAGCCAGGGUUGAUCAUUGAUACGGAGCUGAUUACCGGAGCCAUCGAGUCGGCUGUCGACGGUCCCGAGAACGCCAACGGAGUUCCGUUCAGCGUCAGUGGCCACAGUUCAGGUGACGAACAGGCCAGCACCAGCAACGCAUCGCAGGCCAGCAGCACCAACGGGGCACCCAGAGAGAAAGGCGGAGGUGCAGCCAAGAAGGAGAACGUGUGUCAGGUGUGCGAGGGGCCUGGGGAGUUACUGUUGUGUGAAGGGGGUUGCUGCGGAGCGUUUCACUUGGACUGCAUCGGACUGCAAAGCACACCGACUGGAACAUUCAAAUGCGACGAGUGUAUAUCGGGGGUUCAUUCUUGCUUCGUUUGCAAGGCCGGAGAUAAAACCGUCAAGCGUUGUCAUGUCGGAGUCUGUGGCAAGUACUAUCAUGAGGACUGCGUGAAGAAGUCCUCACAGACGCGCAUCGACAGCCGGGGAUUCACCUGUCCGCUACAUACCUGCACCACCUGCUUCGCUGACAACCCCAAGAACCUCAAAGCCGGCAAAGGUCGUUUGGUGCGUUGCGUUCGCUGCCCGACAUCCUUCCAUGCCGGUGAUAGCUGUAUAGCGGCCGGUAGCAUCACCCUCGCAUCCAACGCUAUUGUGUGUAGUCGACACUUUAAACCAAUCAAAACUCAGAAGCAUCACGCCAGGGUCAGCGUCAGUUGGUGUUUCAUGUGCUCUAUAGGCGGUGAUCUGAUAUGUUGCGACAGCUGCCCUGCAGCAUUCCAUGCAUCAUGCAUUGGUUUCACAUCAAUACCGGAGGGUAACUGGUACUGCCGCGAUUGCAGUAUCGGUAAACGUCCUCGAUAUAAUGACAUCAUAUGGGUCAAGCUAGGAAACUACAGAUGGUGGCCAGCCCAGGUCUGCAAUCCACGCAACGUCCCCACCAACAUCCAAGAAAUGAACCACCAGGUCGGGGAAUUCCCUGUCCAGUUCUUCGGGUCUCACGACUACUUCUGGACUCACCACGGGCGUGUCUUUGCUUACUACGAGGGGGAUAAAGGGAGCAGAGAAAACGCUGCUUCUAAGGGAUUGGCGGCAGUCUUCAAAGCAGCUCUCCUUGAAGCAGCAGAGAAAUACAAACAAUGGAAGGGCCAUCGUGAGCUGAAGGAAGCACGAGAACUUGAGAACAGUAGCAAGAAGCCUAGACCAUUCAAGUACAUCAAGAUCAACAGGCCGGUAGGACGCGUCCAGAUGCCAGCCUUCGAUAUCAGCCAGUGCCAGCCCUGUGACUGCAAGCCAACAAGCGAAAACCCCUGCGGCAAGGACAGCGAUUGCCUGAAUCGGAUCCUACUGAUUGAGUGUCACCCCCUCGUGUGUCCAGCGGGGGAGAAGUGUCAGAACCAACGAUUCCAGAAACGAGAGUAUCCCGAGUCUAGGCCAGAGAAGAUGGGCAAACGAGGCUGGGGGUUGAUGUCGCAUGUUGAUAUUAAGAAGGGUGAUUUCGUUAAUGAGUACGUCGGAGAACUGGUUGACGAAGAAGAAUGUCGUGAGAGGAUCCGCCAAGCUCACGACAACAACAUCUGCGACUUCUACUUCUUGACGCUGGACAAAGAUCGCAUCAUCGAUGCCGGGCCAAAGGGCAACUUGUCUCGGUUUAUGAACCAUUGCUGUCAGCCCAACUGUGAGACCCAGAAAUGGACCGUGAAUGGCGACACACGAGUUGGACUGUUUGCCAUCUGUGAUAUUCCAAGCAAAACGGAACUUACGUUCAAUUACAACCUGGACUGUCUGGGAAAUGAGAAGAAACGCUGCGAGUGUGGCGCCCCCAACUGCAGUGGCUUCAUUGGGGUCAGGCCAAAGACUGCUUCAGCUGAAGCCGUGGCCGAGAAAUUCAAGAAGGCAGCUGACAGAAAGAAACUGAAACGCCGGAAGCGCAAGAUGAAGAUUGUUGCCAAAGUCAACCACGACGACGUGUGCUUCCGUUGCGGCGAGGGAGGAGAACUUGUCAUGUGUGAUCAUAAGAACUGCCCCAAGGCUUACUGUCUGGGAUGCCUGAAAAUUGCCAAGCCACCGCACGGAAAAUGGAUUUGUCCUUGGCAUCAUUGUGACGAAUGCGGCAAGUUAGCCACUCAGCUGUGCGAAGAGUGUCCAAACUCCUACUGCAACAGCCAUGCAGUGGGCAACAUCACCGUCGUCAUGGAGAUGAAACUGUGCCGAGAUCACGAGGAGGAACGAGAGCAAUUGGCGACGCAGCGACGUCUGAAGGCGGAGUUGGCAACGGUAGCGAAGAUGCAGAAAGACCAGGAGGAUGUAGAACGGAGGAAGAAACGAGACGAGAACCUAGCAAAGAAAGAGAAGAAGAUGCUGAAGAAAGAGAAGGAGAAAUUGAAGGAGAGACGGAAAGAGCGCAAGAAAGAAAAAAGACGAGAGAAGGCUGAAGCCACUGUGGAAACGGAGGCUGGAGAUGCUGACAAAGCUAGAGUCAAGAAAACACGGAACAGAAUCAAGAAAGGCACCAAGAAGGAAGUUGUCAAGAGAAAAUCUAAGAACUUGAAGAAAUCCAAGACCCCGUCAGAUGCAAAAAUGACCAACAGCUUACCUCCAAAGGAGCCAGAGACGCCUGGAGAUGUAGGUUUCCUCUUAGACGACAGCGAGGGGGAACUUGUGAUUGAUGAGGAUUUUCAAGAAGAGAAGAAGUCCAAACGCACCAAGAAAGGACAGGAGAAUGUCGCCAAAGAAGGCACCGCGAUGAAAUCUGGCCCUCUAAGUGGCAAGAGCAAAAACGGAAAACCUAAGGAGGCUCCGAAAGCCACGUAACGGCAUGAAAGGUAAUUUUCUUUUAAAUAUUUUUUUUAAUAAUAUCGUAAAUUUAUGGAACUUCAUCGAAAUAAUGUGUCGUUCUUUGAGGGCAAAGUAGUGGGUUGGUGAACAUUUUGGUACUUGGAAUGAAUUUUUUUUAAUAAAUGAGAUUAGAAGUAUGAUAAAAACAGAAAUAUGAAUUGCAUCUUUAAAUGUGUCUUAGAUUCCAUUUUAAGAUUUAUUGUCAAGUUUAUACAGUUAAAGCUAUGAUAUUCUUCUUUUCGGAAGCAUAAUUUUGUUAUAAAUCCAAGUAUUUAGUACCCUUUGUUAUAUUUUGUGUGAGCAUCCAUUUUCUUUGAUUUAACAAUGAAAUGUCGCCACCUAGUGUUGCAUGUUAACAGCAGUACCUCAACAAUACAUGUAUAUGUAGUGUUUUCUCAAUUUAUUUUGGAUUUGUUAUGCUUGUCACCACAACCUUAAACAUUGUACAUGGACAAUCAAUAAGAUAAAUUGUUAUAUGUCAAUCACAACCAUGACAUUCUUCAAUUUUUUCCUAAUUAAAGUUUCAUAUGAUAUUUCUUUUAAGGGGAACAAGCUCCCGGAAGGUUUAGCAUGUUUCCACACUAUCACAUAGACCAAACCAAUCUUGCACUUAAAAUUUGCUGUCGCUGAGAAAAUUUCAAUUUUCAUGAAGGGGUUUUGUAGAAUAGUGGUGGUUUUUUUUGGGGGGGGGGGGGAGUGUUUUAAUACUUUUUUAAGUUUUUGUUAUUAUUUAGUGUGGUUGUUCUGAAAUUUAAUUUGUAAUAUGUUCACAGAAUUUAGAAAUAGGACCAUGGUAAAUGAAAUUGCAUCUAUUAUUUUUGAAAAGUUAAUUUUUGUUUUAAUGGCAAAAUUAAUUCUCACAUUUUCUGCUGAAGUUUAACUUAAAGGAAAAAUUUGCUGAAUGUACUGUUAAUCAACAACUGAAGUUCCUUUGAAAUGAAGUCUUGGUCUGCUGUGUUUUUUUUUGGUUCUAGGUUUUGGUUCUUGUGCAACACAAUGGCAUUUAGGGAACAUCAUUUUUUGUCGAUUGUCAGGCCUGUGUUUUCUUUCAACUCGGUCUUAGCUGAAUCAUGAGCAAAAAUGUCAGUCUUCCUGAAAAUCUCCACAAUUACAUAAUCACAUUUAAUACAUGUACUCUAUACUGCAUGCUAUUAGUGAAAUUGUGUUCUUUUGUGCGUUUUUUUUUUUUUUUUGAACAGAUUUGGAAGAGAGUUGUCAAGUAAUUGUUCAAAUUAAAUCAAAUGUUUCUAUGAGAGUAUAAUGUACUAAAAAUACAGCACAUUAGUUGUUGACAAUCCUUUGUAUAAUGGUUCCAUAAAAAGUACAUGUAAUUGAUUAAUUUUGGAUUUUGUUUCUGAUUUUCCAUUUAGUUGGAACAAAAACAUGUAAAUAGUUUGAAGCAAAUAGAAAAUUGAUACCAGAUCGAGAGAUCUCCUUUUGUUUGUAUGUAAUACUAUGUAAAGGGUUUUGAAAGAAUACAAUCAGAUUGCUCUGUUAAAGACUUUUAGUUGGCAAGUAAUUUUUGUUUUCUUCUGAUCAGUACAAGUUGAGGGUUUGGAAGAUUGUUUAGAAACCAAGACAGUUGCAGUUAGGUGUGUAAAUGUAAGAGUAAAUGAAUAAAAUUUGAUACUUGUUUAAACCAUAA
Patiria miniata (bat star) is the source of this 7123-nucleotide messenger RNA. Its product is annotated as histone-lysine N-methyltransferase NSD2-like. The record is from RefSeq and is a predicted model, not a curated record. NCBI's taxonomy places the organism in Eukaryota, Metazoa, Echinodermata, Asteroidea, Valvatida, Asterinidae. The transcript is spliced from 17 exons. Gene Ontology annotation, biological process: regulation of DNA-templated transcription. Gene Ontology annotation, cellular component: chromatin; nucleus. Gene Ontology annotation, molecular function: protein binding; histone H3K36 methyltransferase activity. Bases 160 to 5454 code for a protein of 1764 amino acids.